ACAGGACAGUGAUUUUGAACAACUCUUAAAAGGAGACACGCGAGCGUUCAAGUGUUCGAGGGCGAUAAAGUGCUUUUAAUGUCCCCAUCAAGGGUAUCAUUCGUCUUAUUAUAGUUCAAAUUUUGAAAAGAAACUCUUUCUACGAGGCACUUGGCGUUUAAGUGUUGUGAGUAACCAUAGCUGUCAUCUAAAGCGUUAAUCGUUGUUCUACAAGUGUGGUAUAACAUUAUGGAUAACUCAUCGUCAGUGUUGACAUCACCUCAGUAUAGCCUCUCCUUCCGCAUCGGGACAUCGAUAUUCACCGUCUUCCUAAUACUGGGUACUAUCACGGGCAACGCCUUGGUGAUCGCGUCAUUCAUCGCCUACUCCCGAAUAAGGACCGCUACUAACUUCUUCGUGGUAUCGCUGGCGUGUACAGAUCUGGGCGUGGCUCUGUUUUCCAUGCCGCUGUGGCUUGCGUAUAUACUCACUGGUACUAUAUGGGCUGAAAACCCGGUCCUAUUCAGAGUAUGGACUGCUAUGGAUAUCCUAGUCGGCACCGCGUCGAUAGGGAACCUCGUAGCGAUCAGCCUUGAUAGAUUUCUAUGUAUAACCAAACCUCUGAUGUAUUAUCAGUACAUCACCUCGGUCCGUGUGAACUCGACUAUCGCGUGUAUCUGGGUGUACUCUGUACUCAUGGCAGUAGCGAGCUAUCUCCUAUGGCAGUACCGCAUCUUUAACUUCAUUUCCUCCAUCGUGUACUUCUGGGUUCCUUUGUUAAUAAUCAUCAGCGCGUACUCUAUUGUGUUCCGCGUUGCGUUACGCCAGACGCGUCAAAUCAACACUUCAAACUCACGGAAGACGCGCGCGUCGCGGUACAGUUUCGUGACGGAACUCAAGGCUGCGAAGACUCUAGCCGCGGUCGUAGGAGCGUUUGCGUUGUGCUGGGCGCCGUUUGUACUUAUUAAUGGUAUUUACAGUAUGUGUAUUGAGUGUCCUUACAUUAAGCCGGAAAUCAUUCUUGUUGUCAAAUGGUUACACUACGGGAACUCAUUACUUAACCCUCCCAUAUACGGAUUACUGAACAAGGAUUUUAGAGUGGCGUUUAAGCAUAUUUUAUGUUGUAAUCUUGUCGCAACGGGGCGUGCUAUGGAUCAGUUUAUUGCACGCGUUUCAGGUGAGGCGAGUAAUGGAGUCUCUAGUAAUGAGAUGGCACUUGCUAUGAGGAACUCUGGACAACAGCAAAUAUCAGAAUUAAGAUGUGCAUCUUACAUGAGUAACCAAAUGACAAGUGACAAACAGUGCAAGCUGACAAACGCUUGUUAGGAAGCUGUCUUAGAUAACAUUAAAAUAACUAAAACACGUUGUCUAUGUGCAUAAAAAGCAUAAAUAUGGGGUGUAUUGUUAAAAAAUAAAGCAAUGAUUUAAAGCGAA
This is a messenger RNA of Nematostella vectensis (starlet sea anemone), 1413 nucleotides long. Its product is annotated as octopamine receptor. Gene Ontology annotation, cellular component: dendrite; membrane. Gene Ontology annotation, biological process: chemical synaptic transmission; visual perception; G protein-coupled receptor signaling pathway, coupled to cyclic nucleotide second messenger. Lineage: Eukaryota; Metazoa; Cnidaria; Anthozoa; Actiniaria; Edwardsiidae. Bases 229 to 1305 code for a protein of 358 amino acids. The record is from RefSeq and is a predicted model, not a curated record. Gene Ontology annotation, molecular function: neurotransmitter receptor activity; G protein-coupled serotonin receptor activity. The transcript has a single exon.